AUGUCCGUGGGGAAGAAGCGGCAGAUGCCUAUAAAGAUCAAUGUAAGUUUAAUAACUAUAGAUAGAUACUUGUUAAUAUUAAUACAUUCAUAUUCAUCCAAAUCCAUGAGUUUCACAGACUGCACAGAUCCUCGUACCAUGAAGAAGCAUGCCGCUUACACCGAGUGGGCCGAUGCCUACUCCUGCACGAGGCAUCGCUGUCAGCCUGGUGGAAGAAACCUCGCUAUUUAUACUGUUGGAUGUAAGCGCGUCGAAGCACCAGAAUCGGCCAUCGAGUGUGAGGAGGUGGUUGAAGACACCAACAUGCAGUUUCCGUACUGUUGCACUCGGCUAAGAUGCCUGGUGGUAGUCCGUGGUGAGGUCUGGACCAGAGUCCUUGGUCAACCCUGGGAAUCCCUGCCUGCAGCGCCCUGGAGCCAUAUGUACAAGAUGAAGAAACCCCCGCCGGGAAACGAGUUUUUACCCAAAAGCGCCAACGAGGGUCCAGUAUACGAGCUGACUGACAAUGAAAACGAGAAGCCACGAGAAAAGGUACUGAGGGCAUCCAAGGUGACCCCCGAAUCUAAUUAUAAUGAGGCGGUGCCCCGAGCGGCACAAGCACCACCUUCUCCCGAUAUAGUGAUCGCCUUGACCACCAGCAAUGAUCAGAAAGAGAUGGGUGAUAUGAAACAGGAGAAGGGUGAACGAAAACGACACAGCAAACCGCCCAGUCAAUAUUUCGAAGAGGACAACGUUGAACCGCGAGAGGGCGACGCCGAGGGGAAAUCGAACGAGAAGGGUGACACAGUGGAUAUGAUAAAAAGGUGGACGGAGAAUCGGAAAGCUGAAGAAUCUAAGCAAGUAGACCAGUCAGCUGAGGGCAGAGAAGUGAGGGAAUAUUACAGCUACUCUUACGGACAAACGCAGAAACCUCAGGGUCAACACAACCGCGCCUCUUGGACUGAAGUUCCACCAGCUCAAUGGAACGAGCCUGAUCAAGAAACUCCUGUUAAGGCACCUCCCUAUCAAGAAGCCUAUCACCAGCAAGAACAGCCUGUUGCUCCAGAGCCUGACAAGAAAUCUGGGAAACCCAACCUUCAAACCUUAGUUGACGCUAUUGGUGACAGGAUGAGGGACAUUGAAGACGUGGUUCACAAAAUGAGCGAGAAGGUCAAAGUACAGAAACCAGAAGACCAGGAGGUCAGCGCUGAACGAGGAGUUCAACAUGACCCUGAGAAUCAGCACAGUAAAUACUCGGAAGAGAAAAAGCCGAAGAGGCCAAAUAUGGGUGGUGACCAUUACAAAAGGUUCACGGUCAAGAAUCGCGGCAGCAAAUACCUCCACGGAGUCUUAGACGCCUCCACUGAAGCACCCAUGUAUAUAGAAGACAAUGCCAAUGGGUACUUUAGCGAUGCAAGUAACAGCGUCCUGAGGAGGUCCAACCCAAGGAUCGAACCAAAGGAACCACAACAAGCCCCAACUUACAUGGCGCCGGUAGAAAAUAGACGCAAGACUCACCCGGUCUCACCGGUUUCCGAAGAAAAGGUGGUCAAGAAGCACAAGAAACGAGCGCACAAGAAGAAGAAGAGGACGGGGAAGGUUCACAAGAGACACCACAAAGAUGGAAAAGAUAAAAGGAAGUUCAACAGAGCUAAUUCAGUUGAAAAUGACAGGAUAGUCAUAUCGCUGGAGGAUAGCAGCGCUGUUAACAACUAAUGUGUAAAUAAAAAUUCGUUUACGUCGUAUCUACAUUAAAUAUAAAUUUAAGUGUACGUGUGUAAGAAAAUACGCCUUUAUGAGAAAGUCGAUCUUUCAUAGCAUAAGUU
Molecule: messenger RNA, 1805 nt
Organism: Amyelois transitella
Lineage: Eukaryota; Metazoa; Arthropoda; Insecta; Lepidoptera; Pyralidae
Exons: 14
Coding region: 1-1695 (564 amino acids)
Source: RefSeq, a predicted model, not a curated record